UCCUCCUCAAACCGCGUGUAUCACUGUUCGGCUGCCUCGGGGCCGGUGAUACUGCGUGGCGCAUUCUCUGGCGAAUCAAGAUCGCGCAGUUGCCCCAAGACUGUGAUCGCGGUAAGACGUUCUCUGGGUGUUCAGCUGGGUGCCACAGCAUGUGUGGCGAACCACUUAAGGACUGUGGCGUUUUGUUAAAGUGAAGUUAAUUUAAAUCAAUUGAGACAAUUAUUAAUACAAUUUUUUCUUCUUCUUCGUGGACUUUUGAAUAUUCAAACAUCACAUGAAGAUGAUCUAUUGUCGUUGGUGCGUAUUUAAUAAGUGCGCGCGGGACUAGAUGUUGGUGCUUUAGUAAAAUUCUUAGUUUUCUGUUGUUGUUGUUGACGCUCUUCAAGGGGAGUUCAUUAAACUAUAAGGAUUAAGUGGCGCACGCAGGGAUUAUGUUGGGUGACAAAAUCAUUGUAAUUCUUGGAAUUAUCUCCGGAAUUGCUGCAUCUUCGUCCUCCAAUGAGACCCAUUCGUGCUGCACAGAAGUCUAUGGAUCCUGUCGAACAUCUUGCGAGAAUCUUUCGCUCGUACACCUGGCGGUGGAUGUUAAGGAUUCCCGACUGUCUGACGUCAGGAGAUUCUGCUCGCAAUCAUUAACGGACUUUUGGAUGUGCAUGAAUACCACACUUCAAGCUGUGGCACGUGGUUCUGAGUGGCCUGGACGACCAUGUUGUGCUCUUGGGUUGUCAGAACGCUGCCAAAUUGCCUGCGCAACAGCGUCGUCUGUUGAAGAACUCCUUCCGGGAUGUCGUCAGAGCGAUGAGCAGAGUCUCUUCACCUGCCUGGAUCGCCAGGAGUCCGGUGAUGCGUGCUGCCUGCAGUCCCGAACAGCUGAAUGCAUGCAAGCGUGCCGGGAUAUUUUCCGCACGCGCUUCACGCCGACAAAGGAGCAGCGGCAUCGUGUUGUGAAGAUGUGCGAAGCCGGCGAUCAUAGGGUUCUGCAGUGCCUGAGGAACCUAAUUGAUUACACGCCCACGUCGAAUCUCAAAACAUACAUGCCCUGCUGUGAACUGACCAAGAACUCCAAAUGCAAGGCCUCAUGCCAAAAUGCUCUGACUGUGAGUGAAACAACGCAGGAGACAAUCGAUGCCCUGGAAAUUGGAGGCUGUGGUCCACCACUACCCUUUGAUCCGCUGUGGCAGUGCUUCCUCUCCAGUGGACGUCAAGGUGCUCCAGCUAGUGCCACAAAUGAGAUUUCCCGCAUUAACCAGAUCGGCAUGGACUCAGCCAAACUGCACUGCUGCCAGAAGGCCAUUGCACCCAAAUGUCGUCGCCUGUGUCAGCUCACCUUCUCCAGCGAUUGGUCCGUUACACGUGAUGACUUUGAACGAGACUGCCUGUCGCAGAUUAAUGAGCUCCAACUAAGACAGUGCCUAGACGAUGUGGAUGAACCGUGCGAACUAGGCUGCGAUGCUCUGUCCUUCUGCAGCAACUUCAACGGUCGCCCCACGGAGCUUUUCCGUAGCUGUACCGCUCGAGCAGACCUUGCUGCUCACUCAGAUGUCUCGCUCUGGCAAGAGAAGGGCUUCAUCCCCCUGCCUGGAUUCAAUCUUCCCAUCCGCAAUGUCUCCAGAUGUUCUCCUGAAGCCUGGCAUGCUGUUGCGUGUACGUUGCAAAUUAAACCGUGCACAACAACAACGCAUGGAAAUCAAAUUUGCAAGGAAGACUGCUACGAGCUGCUAACACAGUGCAUGGACUGGACUAAGCUGCAGUCAAGUAGUCAUUCAGCUGGAUCACUCUGUUCGAAACUUUCUCCAAAUGACAUCACAACUCCUUGCAUCUCAUUGAAGCCUUUCUUAGAGCCGAGUGACUUUCCCUACAGAGAUGCCCAUCAGGUGUCAACGCCAUGUAGAGGAAAUCCCUGCAACAGUUCACAGGUUUGCCUUGUGGAUAAAACCGUCAACAAGGGCUUCUCCUGCGUUACAGGAUGCGCAUUGGGGGAGGCAUCCAACUACCUAGUUCCCUCCAAUACCUACGUCCGCAUCCCAGUGUCAUCCACACAAAAGGGCUGCCUUAAAAUCUGCUACUGCGGCACACAAGGACGCAUUGAGAACUGCCAACCACUUCCCUGUGUCACCUAUGACUCCUGCAACCUAGCUGGGCGACAAAUAGAGCACGCUUCGUGGUUCUACGUUGAAUGCAACAUCUGCAGUUGCUUUGCCGGUGAGAUAACAUGCACGAAGAAGCAGUGUCGUAUCCCCGGAAUCUCAGACGGCUCCUAUACGAGUCUUCCCUGCAACUGUCCACCGCAUUUUGUACCUGUUUGCGGUAGGAAUGGCAAAACAUACCCAUCAGCCUGUGUUGCCAAAUGCGCAGGACUACAGGAUGCAGACAUUGAGUAUGGAGCUUGUUCCGGUAGAAUCUUCUGCAAUGCAACAUCAUGUCCCAUUGGGAGUGUUUGUAUUGAGGAGCAUCAAGUUUGUUUGUCAACAAUGCACAAGCCCUGUCCGAUGUUUACAUGUGAAAAUAUAACAAAUCCUUGUCAACGUGGUCAUCCAGUUUGCGACAAAACUGGUAGAACGCAUCAAUCACUUUGCAAUUUGAUUGAAGCUGGAGCAGAAUUGGCUUACCGUGAUGCCUGUUUGGAGAACUGCAGGGAUUCAUCUUUUGGACCAGUGUGUGGGAUUAAUGGGCAGAAUUAUCAGAGCGAAUGUGAAGCGUGGAAUGACUACUCCCUUGUUGACUACUACGGUUCCUGUCGUGAGAUUGGCCUUCUCAGCUCAACUCUUGGACCUCGGUGCUCAUCAGUCAAGUGCUCUCCCCUUCCCUCUGAUCACUGUCAACCGAUCGUUCCACCUGGUGCCUGCUGCCCUGUUUGCUCCGGAUCUCUAAGGAUUGUCUACUCAAGGAAGCAAAUAGAUCGGGCAUUGUACGCGCUAAAAGGUCACAAUACGCACUUCCUCACCCUUCGCUCAAUCCUCCAAUCACUGCAGCGUCUCAUCAGGGUAUCGCAGUGUCGCCUCAGUGGCUUCUUAACCGUCGAAACGGAUCUCUUUGUAACAGUCCAACAUGUUGCGCGAAAGCCAACUCAAGUUCAAAUUGAAGCCUGCCACAGGGAAGCCGAAAAGAUCACAACCCUCAUUGCAGCUCAGAGUCAUCGGGUAACGAGUGAUCUUGGUCUGAGUGCACUAACAGUUGCAAAUAUGGCUCAACCAGACUCUUCGGGGAGUUCCUUUAGUGGUUCAGCGCGUUCCAAUGGUAUCCUGCUGAAGUUAACCGCAUUUCUUGUGAUUUCUCGAUACUCCCUCUGAUCAGGAGGAGGCAAUUCUAACGACAAAAAAAUGAGAUAUUUGUUCAAUUUUGAGAUUUUUAAAGUGAAUUCAUUGUGCCAAAUACAUGACGAAGGCUAACGAGCUAACUAGAACAAAAUGAUCUGUGAUAAGUUGAUGUAAGUUUUGCACAUAGAAACUUGGUUUAGUGGCCAAAGAAUUAAGUUAUUCACUCUCUUACAAUUUUUUAAAUCUUAAUUAUGUACAUAAGAAUCAUUUUAAUAAAAGAAUUUAACAAAAA
This is a messenger RNA of Lutzomyia longipalpis, 3549 nucleotides long. RefSeq names its product reversion-inducing cysteine-rich protein with Kazal motifs (gene Reck). Lineage: Eukaryota; Metazoa; Arthropoda; Insecta; Diptera; Psychodidae. Gene Ontology annotation, cellular component: plasma membrane. The transcript is spliced from 8 exons. Bases 432 to 3290 code for a protein of 952 amino acids. The record is from RefSeq and is a predicted model, not a curated record. Gene Ontology annotation, molecular function: metalloendopeptidase inhibitor activity; protein binding. Gene Ontology annotation, biological process: extracellular matrix organization.